Molecule: messenger RNA, 738 nt
Organism: Leptonychotes weddellii (Weddell seal)
Lineage: Eukaryota; Metazoa; Chordata; Mammalia; Carnivora; Phocidae
Source: RefSeq, a predicted model, not a curated record
AUGUGUUCCUCUGUGCUGCAGAGAGCCCUGGCCGCCCCCCUCGUCUGGAUCCUCCUGGCCCUCCUGGACGGGAAGUGCUUUGUGUGUGCCUUCAGCAGAUCCGUGGACCCCGAAAAGUUUCUGGAUUUUGCCAACAUGACCCCCAGCCAGGUGCAGCUCUUCCUGGCCAAGGUGCCGUGCCAGGAGGAUGAGCUGGUCAGGGACAGCCCCGCGAGAAAGGCAGUGUCCCGCUACCUAUGGUGCCUGUCACAGGCCAUCGGCUGGAGCAUCACCCUGCUACUGAUCGUCGUGGCCUUCCUGGCCCGCUGCCUGAGGCCUUGCCUCGACCAGACGGUCUUCCCGCAGCGCAGAUACUGGAGCAACUACGUGGACCUGGAGCAGAAGCUCCUCGACGAGACGUGCUGUGAGCAUGCGCGGGACUUCGCGCACCGCUGCGUGCCGCACUUCUUCGCCAGCGUGCAGAGCGAGAUGCGGGCGCGGGGGCUGAGGCGGGACCCCUCGGGCAGGGGCCCCGAGCCACCCGAGAUGCCCGACGACCUGGACGGCGGCGGAAGCAGGAAGGCCCACCUGCGGGCGGUUUCCAGUCGGGAGCAGGUGGACCGCCUCCUGAGCACGUGGUACUCCAGCAAACCGCCACGCGACCUCGUGGCAUCCCCGGGGCCCUGGGCGUGUGGCCUCAACCACCGCGCUCCCACGGUGGCCCCAGGCACCAGGCUGUCCCAGCAUACUGACGUGUAG